Molecule: messenger RNA, 277 nt
Organism: Acaulospora colombiana
Lineage: Eukaryota; Fungi; Glomeromycota; Glomeromycetes; Diversisporales; Acaulosporaceae
Source: the annotation of a GenBank genome assembly
GAGAAACCUGAGAUCAUUCAAAUAAUAACGUAUAAUGCCGUUAAUAACGCGUUUCUGUUGAUCGUCCCGGUCGGAGUAGACCUCUCAAACUCAGUCUUAAACAACCUUAACACUUUAACGGAAUUUUUGAAUUUUAAUAAUUAUAUUCGGUUCUACCCAAAUGGAAAUCUAAAUGGCACCUUUAAAAAUGUAACGUAUCAAAUGGAUGCGUUUGAGAGUGAUGAGGGAUUCAAGGCAUGGGUCUUUAUAGUUAUAUUGGCCACUUUUUUUGCUCUCG